This is a messenger RNA of Cicer arietinum (chickpea), 524 nucleotides long. Lineage: Eukaryota; Viridiplantae; Streptophyta; Magnoliopsida; Fabales; Fabaceae. The record is from RefSeq and is a predicted model, not a curated record.
AUGACGAUUUGCAGCUUUUUAUGUGGACUAGGCUACAGCCAGUCAGUUUUACAGCUAAUCACAGAGGAUGACAUUACUUGCUUCGACACUGUAUCAGCAAGGGAUUUGAAUUAUCCAUCCUUUGCUCUCAAAGCUCCACGCCCCAAACAUCACUUAAGUGGAAGCUUUAAAAGGACUGUUACAAAUGUUGGAUUACCGAUGUCGAUAUAUAGAGCAAUUAUGACAGUACCUAAAGGACUCAUUGUUUCAGUAAACCCCAGUGUUUUGUCGUUCACUUCACUGGGAGAAAAAAAAACAUAUGUUCUCACCAUAGAAGGAAAACUAAAGAAGUCUAUCAACUCGGCUUCUUUAGUUUGGGAUGAUGGAAAUUUUCAAGUAAGGAGUCCAAUUAUUAUUUUUGAUGAACGAGCAGAGAAAGGCGAGAGUACAAAAUUAUAUUGUAUAAAUUUUAUUUAUAUUGUAAUUUUUAAUUUACUAUUUUAUAUCAUUAUUGAAUAAAUGGUAUUCUUUGUUCAAAAGAAAUA